AUGAAAAGUGUUUGGUUGAAAUUUUAUUUUAUUAUACUUUUCUUCCUGCUUCCUUUGACUGGUGGAGAUGCCGCCCUUCCUGUCCUUCCCCUAGAGAGAAAAGAGAGAAAGAGCGAGACUAGAAUACGCCCGGAAGCAUGUUCAGAAUUAAUAUUCGUACUACUUAGAGAGUACAAGCAAAAGGUCCACGAUGUCUACGGUUUGUAUCAUUCAUAUUCAUGGAACAAUGUUCAUUUGGUACGCAUUCCCACCCCCAAUGGCUGA
Messenger RNA from Botrytis byssoidea, 264 nucleotides. RefSeq lists its product as uncharacterized. The coding region runs from base 1 to 264 and encodes 87 amino acids. The record is from RefSeq and is a predicted model, not a curated record. NCBI's taxonomy places the organism in Eukaryota, Fungi, Ascomycota, Leotiomycetes, Helotiales, Sclerotiniaceae. The transcript is spliced from 2 exons.